Cherax quadricarinatus is the source of this 1522-nucleotide messenger RNA. RefSeq lists its product as uncharacterized. The record is from RefSeq and is a predicted model, not a curated record. Lineage: Eukaryota; Metazoa; Arthropoda; Malacostraca; Decapoda; Parastacidae.
ACGUCAGGCAGCGACGACGACGUCAGCGGCGGCGGCGGCAGCGACGACAGUGUAACAACAACAAUGGCUGCAGCAGCUGUCAGUGGUGUGGUGGUGGUGGUUUUAUUGGUCGUGUUGAGCUGGUGCUCAGUGGUGCCCACCUCCCUGGAGGUUAUGAUGGAGGAGGAGCUGAGGCAGCGCAUCUCUGAUGACAGCUUCCUGGUGGUGCUCUUCAGUGACAGCAGUGAAUGUACUGGGAAAUGCAAGGAACUGGAGGAUACUCUGGCACUCAUAAGAGAGGAUAUUGUGGAGGUGUUUAAUGCUUGGGUUGUACGCAGUCACUCGCCAUCCCUUGCUGAACAGUAUGGCCUGAGCAGCAAGAAAAUGGGAACAGGUGUUGUUUUCAUUCGCAAUGGAAUCCCCUUACUGUACAGUGGCCCUGCGGAUGAUGAUGAAUUUAUGUUGGACUACUUAAUUUCCAACCCGGAGUCUGCAGUUCACCAUUUAACUGAUGGUAACUUUGAGCAUUUAACUCAGGCUGCAACUGGAGCCACAACUGGAGACUGGCUAGUGAUGUUCACUCGUUCAGACUGUGGCACUUGUACUCAGUUGCAGGCAACUAUUGAGGCAGUUGGUGCCAAUUUGAGAAACAAAAAAAAUGUAGCAGUCAUGAACCGUGACAGUGAUGGUGGACAAACAACACGAAGAUUUGGUGUAAAAAAAUUUCCUUCUUUCCUUUUGUUUCGUCAAGGUCGUCUGUUUCGUUACACCUUGCCUGGUAUUGAUGUUGGCUCCCUUACAUCAUUUGCUCAAGAAGGUUUCAGAAAUGCUCGAGCAGAGGAAAUUCCACAUCCAAAGACACCUUUUGAUGACUACACUGAAUGGUGUGCAGACUGGUUACAUGAAAACCCAAGUGCUAUAUAUGUAGCCUGCAUUGUGAUUAUUGUCGUUAUUAUAGUUGUAGUCAUUUCACUAAGGUCUUCAUCGGCCUCUUCCAAGAAGGUGAGCAAGAAGAAAAAGUAACCUCUGUGAAAAGCCAUUUAUUAAGCCCUCCCAAUCCCUUUCCUUCAAUGUAAAUGUAUGUACAACUUUGCUGUAGGCUCGACUCUUGUAUAUUUCAUACACAAAUAUUUGACAUUGUUACAACAAGUUUUGAUAUUAAAUGUUGAGCUUAGGGAUAUUUUUUAUAGCAGCUAAAUAAAUUGUCACAUGCAAUGAAUAUGUACUAUUUAUGUUGGAAAAUAAUUUUGAAUCCUCUUUAUAGAGGAUUUUGAGCUAUAGUAUUUUAAGGGCAAGUUUGUUAACACUCUUCUGUGAUGUUCUAAAUGUAAUACUGUACUGUACUCUUUACACUAUUAACCAGGUGAGUAUGUUAAAUUGUUUGAAAUAGAAUACAGUACCUGUAUAUUUAGGGCACUAAUCUUUGUGGGGUUUCCAAAAAUGAAUUAACCUUUAAAUUCCCAUUAGAACCCAGUGGUAAAACUGCUUAAUUUUGUUCAUUUCUUUCGUUUUUUCCAAAAUAAAAUACAUUAAAUGAAAUGUA